AUGAUCAACGCCGUCCUUGUCUUCAACAACGCCGGCCAGCCGCGCCUGACCAAGUUCUACACACAGCUGGAAACCAGCGUCCAGCAGCGACUCAUUUCCGAGAUCUUCACCCUCGUCGCCAACCGUCCAAACUCAGCAUGUAACUUCUUGCCCCUCCCACCACUCCUCGCCAGCAGCUCCAAAUCUAGCACGCCCACGACUCCUCACAACGACACACCGUCACUCGUCACCUACCGCCACUACGCGACCCUCUACUUUAUCGUAAUUUCCACGUCUACCGAAUCGCCUCUCGCGCUCCUCGAUCUGAUCCAGGUCUUUGUGCAGGCGCUCGACGGCCUCUUUGAAAACGUAUGCGAGCUAGAUCUGAUUUUCAACUUCGAGACACUACAUGCGACACUGGGUGAGAUGAUAGUAGGCGGCGUGGUGGUGGAGACGCAGUUAGACAAGGUCAUUCAAGGCGUCAAGGCACAGGGAAGAGUAGCCAAGAGGCCCGUCAACGAAGGGAAGAACAUUGGUGGAGGAGGAGGCGGUGGUGGUGUCAUGGGCGGACUGACAUUCGGCGGUCUGGGAAGAGGAGACGGUAUGUGGGCUGGGAGAUGA
Alternaria arborescens is the source of this 600-nucleotide messenger RNA. RefSeq lists its product as hypothetical. Gene Ontology annotation, cellular component: intracellular membrane-bounded organelle. The record is from RefSeq and is a predicted model, not a curated record. The transcript has 3 exons. Lineage: Eukaryota; Fungi; Ascomycota; Dothideomycetes; Pleosporales; Pleosporaceae. The coding region runs from base 1 to 600 and encodes 199 amino acids. Gene Ontology annotation, biological process: vesicle-mediated transport; protein transport.